Messenger RNA from Ananas comosus (pineapple), 1017 nucleotides. RefSeq names its product 40S ribosomal protein S9-2. Gene Ontology annotation, cellular component: cytosolic small ribosomal subunit. The transcript is spliced from 3 exons. Gene Ontology annotation, biological process: translation; positive regulation of translational fidelity. Gene Ontology annotation, molecular function: structural constituent of ribosome; rRNA binding. The record is from RefSeq and is a predicted model, not a curated record. NCBI's taxonomy places the organism in Eukaryota, Viridiplantae, Streptophyta, Magnoliopsida, Poales, Bromeliaceae. Bases 114 to 707 code for a protein of 197 amino acids.
UCGCCCUCCCCCUCUUCGUCUUCGUCUCCUCCCUUUUUUUUUUUUGCCCACUCGAAGAGGCGAAGAGCGCGGCGGCGGCGUGGGAGGGGGAGGAAAGGCGAUCUCCAGGAGCCAUGGUGCACGUUAGCUUCUACCGCAACUAUGGGAAGACGUUCAAGAAGCCGCGGCGCCCCUACGAGAAGGAGCGGCUGGACGCGGAGCUGAAGCUGGUGGGGGAGUACGGGCUCCGGUGCAAGCGGGAGCUGUGGCGGGUGCAGUACGCGCUGAGCCGGAUCCGGAACGCGGCGAGGGACCUGCUCACGCUGGACGAGAAGAACCCGCGCCGGAUCUUCGAGGGCGAGGCGCUGCUCCGCCGCAUGAACCGCUACGGCCUCCUCGGCGAGGACCAGAACAAGCUCGACUACGUCCUCGCCCUCACCGUCGAGAACUUCCUCGAGCGCCGCCUCCAGACCAUCGUCUUCAAGUCCGGCAUGGCCAAGUCCAUCCACCACGCCAGGGUCCUCAUCAGGCAACGCCACAUCAGAGUCGGAAGGCAACUGGUUAACAUCCCAUCAUUCAUGGUGAGGGUGGAUUCGGAAAAACACAUCGACUUCUCCCUCACAAGCCCGUUCGGUGGAGGUCGACCUGGAAGAGUGAAGCGAAAGAACCAGAAGGCCGCAGCUAAGAAGGCGGCUGGAGGUGAUGGCGAUGAGGAGGAUGAAGAAUGAGCGUGAAAGAGAGAGCUCUGUUGAUUUCAGAGUUCUAGUAAUUUCUUUGUUUCGUUAUAUUUUUCAGUUUUUCCUAUGUUUGAACUAUGUUUCCUAGGUGCAUCUUUUUUGAGCGGUUUGUCUUAAUUGAGCAUCAAAAGACGAAUUUAAUGCUUCUGGAUUUUUGAAUAUUGGUUUCAGAAAACUGUGUCCUAUUUAUUGAACUAAAGUCAUCUGGCUGUUAGAUUUAGCUUCUUGCUAUCAGAGGUGGUCUUGAUGCUAGUUUAAGAACAUACUAUUUUGGUGGUAAUUUUGAUUUCUUUUUGAUUUA